Echinops telfairi (small Madagascar hedgehog) is the source of this 4039-nucleotide messenger RNA. It is a transcript of the gene SLC35E3, whose product is annotated as solute carrier family 35 member E3. The record is from RefSeq and is a predicted model, not a curated record. Bases 205 to 1146 code for a protein of 313 amino acids. Gene Ontology annotation, cellular component: Golgi apparatus. NCBI's taxonomy places the organism in Eukaryota, Metazoa, Chordata, Mammalia, Afrosoricida, Tenrecidae. The transcript is spliced from 5 exons. Gene Ontology annotation, molecular function: nucleotide-sugar transmembrane transporter activity; antiporter activity.
GAGCGGGUCUGUGCUGCUGAAACGCCUGCUGGCUGGAGACCCGAUGGGUGCUUGCCUCUCUCAGGCGGAGAGGUGAGGCGGGCGGCUGUGCGCAGGCAGCGGCGAAGGAGGAAGAGAAGGGCAGCCGGAGAGAGAUCGGGCGCCCCCUCGGAGGCUAAGCACCCCGGCUUCUCAGGGGUCGCCCUUCGGCCGCUGGCCGCGACCAUGGCCUCGCUGGUGGACGGCGUGAGGGGCCACGGCCGUAUAGCCGCGGGGCUCCUGCUCAACCUGCUGGUGUCCAUCUGCAUCGUGUUCCUCAACAAAUGGAUCUACGUGCACCACGGCUUCCCCAAUAUGAGCCUGACUCUGGUGCAUUUCGUGGUCACCUGGCUGGGCUUGUUCAUCUGCCAGAAGCUGGACAUCUUUGCGCCUAAAAGUCUGCCGCCCACCAAGCUCCUCCUCCUGGCGCUCAGCUUCUGUGGCUUCGUGGUCUUCACCAACCUCUCUCUGCAGAACAACACCAUCGGCACCUAUCAGCUGGCCAAGGCAAUGACCACGCCGGUGAUCAUCGCCAUCCAGACGUUCUGCUACCAGAAAACCUUCUCCACCAGGAUACAGCUCACGCUGAUUCCUAUAACUUUAGGUGUUGUCCUAAAUUCUUAUUACGAUGUGAAGUUUAAUUUCCUUGGAAUGGUGUUUGCUGCUCUUGGUGUUUUAGUUACAUCCCUUUAUCAAGUGUGGGUAGGAGCCAAGCAGCAUGAAUUGCAAGUGAACUCAAUGCAGCUGCUGUACUACCAGGCGCCGAUGUCGUCCGCCAUGCUGUUGGUGGCUGUGCCCUUCUUUGAGCCAGUGUUUGGACAAGGAGGAAUAUUUGGCCCCUGGUCAAUUUCUGCUUUGGUCAUGGUGCUGCUGUCUGGAGUCAUAGCUUUCAUGGUGAACUUGUCGAUUUACUGGAUCAUCGGAAACACUUCCCCAGUCACGUAUAACAUGUUUGGACACUUCAAGUUCUGCAUCACUUUAUUUGGAGGCUACGUCUUAUUUAAGGAUCCAUUGUCAGUUAACCAGGGUCUCGGGAUUCUUUGUACGUUAUUUGGCAUUCUCGCCUAUACCUAUUUUAAACUCAGUGAGCAGGACGGAAGUAAGAGUAAACUGGCACAGCGUCCAUAACUGGGUAUUUGUGAAGAAAAGCAAGCUGCCUCAAGAAGAUCAGGGAGAAAAUGUCCAAUGUGCAAAUUACUUUCAAAGAAGAAAAAUUAUAAUUCCGUAAUUAUAGUUUCAUGAAUCAUGGUUUGUAAGAAAUAAUGCAAAGGGAAUUUUAUUCAUAAAUGUGAAUUUUCUUAAGACCUUUUAAAAUAAGUUCCCAUGCAAACAUGGGAUGUCUGUUCAACGAUAAUGGUAUUAAGUAUGAAUUAUAUAAGAGGGUUUGGUUAGAUCAGGUGGAGUACAUGAAAAUUCAGUCUAUAGUGAUGACGAAAGAAUUAGUAUUACUGUAUGACAGGUAUUCGGAUUCUUUUGAGGAAAGACCUCUGGCCCCUCGCACUAGUAGAUGGCUUCUCGUUUCUUGAUUCUACCCACAGUGUUCAAAUCACAUCUUACAUCCCCCACAUCCUUUUCAUUGGCUUAGUUUUACUUCCUGAUUGGUGUGGAAAGCAAAGUUUAGUAAGGGGAGAGAGUAACCCAAAAGACAAAAUCAUAUCAAAAAAGUGAAAAUUUCUAGUAGAACACUAAUAUAAGAGAAAACACAUAACCAAAAACAAAACCGAAGCGAGUUUCUGUAGUCGCCAGCCUAGGCUCAUCGACAAACAAGGAAGGCAACACAGCUUCCUGAUAGCAGCCACUCGGUGGCCCUUUCUGGCCUUCACUCCCCAGAGCUGGCUCUCCACAACUUAGGACUCUCCUUCCAGCCAGCACCAGCCUCUGCUGGCUCUCACUGCCCACAGCGGUUCCACCGCCCUAGAGAGACGUGCAGGACAAGCAGGGACUACCUCUGCUGGAGGUCACCCAUUUACCAGGAGGGUAGAAAGGAAAGGAUCAUCUGGCAGGGUCUGGCUGAGGUCCCUUCAGGACGUGCCAUGCCUGCAGAGACCUUCUGGCCACACUCGGAAGCCUGAAAGAGGGCCUUUCAGGAUCCGCAUCAUUGGUGCCCAGUGCCUGUGCCUGACUGGGGCCCCAGCCCACUAGCAUGAACCGGUCCGGAUGGCGGAGUUCAUCUUGCCUCCUCGCUCUCUGAGCUUGGCUGCCAGAUGGGUCCUGUGGAGGCACACUCAUUUACCUGUGAUUAAAUGUAGCCUGGCUGCUUCAUAAGAGACCCUGGACUGCCGGCAAAUCCCCAGACCUGUUUUCAGAAAGCAGAGAGGCCAAAUCAAGUUCUGUGCCAUACCGCAGGCAUUUUCUUGUUGGGCUUUCUGGGAACUCUGGAGUCUCUGGGGGGACUUCAAAAGCAAAAUAGUCUCAUGUGAAAGUAGCUAAAAGAGAAGACAGUAGAUGGAACUGAACAGGUUUCUUCUGAUCCUAAGACCUGCUUCCCAGCCCCUCUCAGCAUUUCACAUGGGUAAUUUGUAUUUUAUGAUUUAUGUUGAACAUAUGCAGAACACUCAAAGCAGGCAUUUAUUUAAACAGGCAAAGGCCUUCUGUAGUUCCUAUUGGAAAUGUCUUAGCACCUUCUCCCCGCCCCCAUCCCUCCCCCCCUCCCCACCUUUGCGGCUGAAAUGGACCUUUCUUUGGAAUUUGGCUUUGGAGUGGAUUGUGCUCCACCUUUCCAAUGCGCAAUUCAGAGCAAAUGUGCGACCCAGACACCAAGCAGGAACUUGGUGAAAAGAUGAGGAGAAAUUUUAAAGAGAAAUCAUCAAGAAGCAACUUAGUCCCAUGAGUUUUAUUGUUGUUUUACAGGAAACUACUUAAGGCAGCUUUUAAUAAUGAAAUCUGGCACUUGGAGCAAGAAAACAAAAAGCCAAUAAAUACUAACAUCCAUUAGUCUAUACUGAUAGGGACAUUUUAAUAAGUACAUCAGGUGAUGAGAAAGGAAAGCCAUUCCUUACAGUGCAAUUCCAGUGCAUGACUACAGAGCGAGUGCUCAAAGCAGGAAAGCACCAUUUGUUAACGACCGCAUUACUGGCCAGUCAGUCCCACGAGUCUUUAAAGGACAAUUUAAGAGAAUCAGAGUCUGGCCGGACUACAUGAUUCCCAUUGAAGGAAAUAAAGUGCCACUUAUUUAACUGCAUGAUGUAUUCUGACCUUCCACCGGCUCGGCUUUUAAACAUUAAAAAUAGUUGGUAGUCCCUCACAGUGAAUUGAGUCAGACAGCUGCUCCUGAUGCACUUUGAGGAAAAGGCUCAAACAGGACAAAGAGCCACAGGUAUAAAAUAGUCCCCUUAGACUUGCUUUCUGGCCCAGUGGACGUGAAAAGCCACAGUGAACAUCUAUUUCAUCGAAAUGUACGUUUCUGAAAAUCUGUUGUGUGUGUUUUUUCUGUUGUUUUUUUCUCUAAACAGCCUUUGGUCCAUCUGAGUUUAAAAGACAUAUUUCACUGCGCUUUGAAAUGCAAUUUGUGCUGAGCCUCGGAUGUUAUGUUUGUCGAAGAAAUAACUAAAUGUGUGUUUAAAUUAGCAUCAUUGUUUCCCCAAAACUGGAGCCACAUAUUUCAGCACAGUGAGGGUUAUGUGACCUUUAGACCCCGAGAACAGCGGAGUUUGUGCCAGGAUCCUAACUGACGAUUAAACUCAGGGCCAUAUGGAAGGUUGUAACCAAUGGCUGGUGUCAAUAGGAAUGCAGUCAGAAGGUUGGAGCUGGACGGUGGGGAUCUUGGGUGAUGAGUAAAUAUGCACUGCUAGAUUUAGAGUCCACGAGCAUCUUUUGUCCUGAAGACGAUGGUCCCAUGAGGAAGAAUUCCUGGGAGGAAUGAGUGCAUCUGAUUAUCGGGACCAGCAGUAGACAACCCAGACUGGAGAGCUUUUGAAGAAGAUGGACAAUCCUUUUGUUACCAACGUUAUUUUUUAUCUUAUGGUAAAUGAUUGAACUUCUGUUUGUACCCUUUACAAAUAAAAAGAACAUGAUGUUUUUA